Plectropomus leopardus (leopard coralgrouper) is the source of this 660-nucleotide messenger RNA. The record is from RefSeq and is a predicted model, not a curated record. NCBI's taxonomy places the organism in Eukaryota, Metazoa, Chordata, Actinopteri, Perciformes, Serranidae.
GUCUAACAUUCAACGGCCCCGCCUCCGCCAAACCCACCGCUGACAUCAGCGCCAAGCAGACCAAUGGCUCCACCCCGAGCCCGACUCAAAGCUCGAGCUCCUGCAGCAGCAGCAGCAGUGUCGGCAACAAGGAGUACAGCCGGCAGCUCACCGCUCUCAACUGCUCCGUGCGGGACUGGAUCACCAAGCACGUGAACGACAACCCGCUGUGCGAUCUCAACCCCAUCUUCAGGGAUUACGAGCGCCACCUGGCCAGCAUCGAGCGCCAGUAUGGAGCCGGAUCUGCCGACGGGGGCUCUGAGGAGAAGAAGCAGGGAGGGUUGCUGCCAACCACGGCCACCCCUCCUCCUCCUCCCUCGUCCUCCUCCUCAGCAGCUCCAGCCGCCGCCGCCGCUUUGUUCUCCUUUGGCAAAAGCACGACAGAAGACUCGACCCGGGACAAAACCGCCACCGCCGCUCCAGUCAACGCCGGCGUCACGUUUAACUUCGGUCAGAAGGUGGACAGCUCGGUCCUCGGCUCCUUAGGGUCCAAAUCGACUCCCCCCAGCUUCUCCUUCUCCUCCAGCGCCUCCUCCAGCCAGACCUCCCUGUUUGGAGCUCCCGGAGCUGCUGCGCCGCUGUCCUUCAGCGGGACCAAGUCCGAGGACGCCCGGCCCGCAG